AUGCCCGUCACCGAAUUCUCUCACCCUGAUCCCUACACCUACCAGAAUGGCUUCGACUCGUAUCAUGAGUCGGAAGCCAUCGCCGGAGCUCUCCCCGUGGGGCACAACUCCCCCCAGAAAGCCCCGUUGGGUCUCUACGCUGAGAAACUGUCCGGCACGGCCUUCACAGCCCCUCGACACGAGAAUAGACAGACCUGGGUCUACCGGAUCAUCCCUGCUGCGUCGCACGAGAAUUUCGUGGCGGAGGAAUCCGACUCUUACCAUACGCGCAUGACGACCGAAACCCACAAACUGCACCACAUCCCCAACCAGCUGCGGUGGAACCCCUUCGACCUAGACGAGAAGGUCGACUGGGUACAUGGUCUUCACCUCGUCGCGGGAGCGGGCGACCCGACCCUGAAGCAAGGAUUGGGGAUUCUUCUAUACGCUGCGGGGAAAGAUAUGGGCAAGGAGGCGUUCUACUCGGCGGACGGAGAUUUCUUGAUCGUACCGCAGCAUGGGGUAUUGGAUAUUCAGACCGAGCUGGGACGAUUAGUCGUUCGUCCGAACGAAAUCUGCGUGAUUCCUCGAGGUGUCCGAUACCGGGUGACUCUCCCCACAGGUCCUGUACGCGGAUACAUCUGCGAGCUCUACCAGGGACACUACCAACUCCCCGAACUGGGACCCAUCGGAUCCAACGGUCUCGCCAACGCCCGCGACUUCCAAGCCCCGGUAGCAUCCUUCGACGACGACGAGACCGAAUACCGUCUCUACAGCAAAUUCGCCAACACGCUGUUCUCGGCACGUCAGGACCACAGCCCCUUCGACAUCGUCGCCUGGCACGGCAACUACUACCCUUACAAGUACGACCUGGGACGAUUCAACACUAUUGGAUCGAUCUCCUUCGAUCACCCCGAUCCGUCCAUUUUCACGGUUCUCACCGGCCCCUCUGACCACGAGGGCACGGCCAUCGCCGACUUUGUCAUCUUUCCGCCGCGGUGGCUCGUGGCUGAAAAGACCUUCCGGCCGCCAUGGUACCAUCGUAACACGAUGUCCGAGUUCAUGGGCUUGAUCACUGGGAACUACGAUGCGAAGACGGGCGGUGGGUUCCAACCUGCCGGAGCGAGUCUGCAUAAUGUGAUGAGUGCUCACGGCCCGGAUUCGGAUGCCUACGAGGGGGCGAGUAACGCGGAGUUGAAGCCGCUGAAGGUGGGGGAUGGGAGUAUGGCAUUCAUGUUUGAAAGUUCUUUGAUGGUGGGCGUAUCGGAAUGGGGACUCAAGACGUGUCAGAAGGUGCAGGAGGAGUAUAAUGAACAUAGCUGGCGGCCGUUGAAGAGACAUUUCCAGAACCCGAACAAGGCUUGA
Aspergillus melleus is the source of this 1344-nucleotide messenger RNA. It is a transcript of the gene hmgA, whose product is annotated as putative homogentisate 1,2-dioxygenase (HmgA). Bases 1 to 1344 code for a protein of 447 amino acids. The transcript is spliced from 4 exons. Gene Ontology annotation, biological process: L-phenylalanine catabolic process. The record is from RefSeq and is a predicted model, not a curated record. Gene Ontology annotation, molecular function: homogentisate 1,2-dioxygenase activity. Gene Ontology annotation, cellular component: cytoplasm. NCBI's taxonomy places the organism in Eukaryota, Fungi, Ascomycota, Eurotiomycetes, Eurotiales, Aspergillaceae.